Anoplophora glabripennis (Asian longhorned beetle) is the source of this 555-nucleotide messenger RNA. RefSeq lists its product as uncharacterized. The transcript has 3 exons. NCBI's taxonomy places the organism in Eukaryota, Metazoa, Arthropoda, Insecta, Coleoptera, Cerambycidae. The record is from RefSeq and is a predicted model, not a curated record. Bases 43 to 369 code for a protein of 108 amino acids.
AUAACUGAACAUAUUUCGUGAAUCAUAAGUCAAGAAGGUGCAAUGACAGAUCCAAGCAUAAUUAUUGUUGUGAUCACUCUCGUGACAUUCGUUCUGUGUAUAUUAAUUCUGACAAAAGUAUGUGAAUGUGCUUUCGACAGAAGGAGACAAGUUGAUCAGAGAAGAUCAUCGACUACCUCCAGAACAAGUAUCUAUAUAAUAGAAGACAAUGGAGAAGUUAUGGUUAUCAAUCCAGGGGCAGGCGAUGUAGAAAAAUAUGAUGUUAAACAUUCAUAUGAGAAUCUGGCUCCUCCGCCAUAUUUUGUAGUACUGAAUACUUUAGCUGCAGCCUCCUAUGAAUUACCGCCAUCUUAUCCUAUUGAAACUUGAAGGGAAUUAAUGAUAUAAGAAGGAUAAACAUGUGCUCUCUAUUGUUACUACUCCUUUGAAGCUCGAAUACAUAACUAUACUGAAAUAUAGGAUCAUAGUCACUGAAUGACGCUGACGAGUUUGUAAUGGAAGAAAAUUAUUUAUUUUUUGCAUUAUUAGAAAGAAAUAUAGUAUAUUUUUAAUAUA